CACGUUACAGUGAAGAUCUUGUUUAGGUGUCUUGAGUGGAAGUGUUUUAAUCUGAAGUAUGGUGUUAGUUGAAGCAUGGAAAGUAUAUUUUAAAGAAUUAAACGUUACAAUGGAAGUGAAUGAGAUUGUUAAUAGUGAUUUUUAACCAGCAGAAAAAGGUAGCUGUGCCAUUUCUGGGUCUCAGAGGUACUGCGCAUCAUUUGGGAGCUUCAGUGCCCUAAGCUAUGACCUUCACCCUGCAGGAACACGCUGUUGAUGCUAUCGUUUGUGUUUAUGAUGAUGUAUUAAGCUACAGUUGAUAAUAUACAGAAAGAUCAAGAUGCUAAGUGGAUAUUCUGUUGGGCAGUUGUCUUUGCUGAUCUCUGGUGGCAAUGGUGGUAAGAAAAAGAAGAAAAAGGAUAAAUCUGCAGCCUUAUUUGAAAACAGCCCAAGUUGUGGCAAGAAGAAAGACUCAUUUCCAGGCCUUUUCAACUCAAACACCCGCACCAUGAAGAAAGAAGAUAAUUUUACAGUUACAGUCAAAAAUAGCGCAAUAACUGCAUCAAAGGCCAAACUUUUUGAAGCAGCAUCAAAGCAUACUGAUACACAACCCAACAGAGAUGUAAAAUUUGUCAAAGAUAAAAUAAAAGAGGCGAAGACAGUACAAGAGACAACAAAUGUGACAAGGAAAGUUCAUGAUAACCCCCUACAUGUGAGUUUGCAUGGUGGAAGGGAUUCUACAAAAUCUAGUAAAUCAAAGAAGAGAAAACUUGAUGAUGAUGAGCCACAGACAGUAAAGAAGAGGAAUAAAUACAAGCCAGACAAACAAAAAGAUUCAAAAACCAUCUUUGUGGGUAAUUUACCUGCCAAGAUUAAGAAAAAGGCAUUGGAGAAAAUGUUCAAGAAAUAUGGAAAUAUAGAAAGCAUCAGAUUGAGAAAUGCUGUUUCAAGUGACCCUAAGGUUUCCAAGAAACUGGCAGUUAUUAAGAAAGACUUCCAUCCAAACAAGAAGAACAUCAAUGCAUAUAUUGUGUUUGAGGAAUGUGAGCAAGCACAGAAUGCACUCAAAUGUAAUGGGGAAGAAGUUGAAGGGAACCACAUAAGAGUCGAUUUGUCUUCUGCAGCAAAGGAGCAUGACAACAGAAGAUCAAUUUUCCUUGGCAAUCUGCCAUUUGACAUAAAUGAAGAUGAAGUGUGGGAAGAGUUUGAAGAUUGUGGUAUCAUAGAAAAUGUGCGUAUUGUUAGAGAUGGAAAGACUGGCAUUGGUAAAGGAUUUGGAUACAUUUUAUUCAAGAGUCCCGACUCUGUUUCUCUUGCACUGAGGUUGAAAAACAAGCAAUUGAAGGGAAGGGAGGUUCGAAUAUCUUGCUGCGUCAAACAAGAGAAAGUACUCAGAGUUUCCAAGGAAAAGAAAAGAAAAAUUGUAAAAAACCCACAAGGACAUAGUAACUCUAACAUCCUUUUCAAAAGUAUACAAGGAAAAAACCUGGAUGUGAAGGACAAACAAGCAAAAAUGAAACAAAAAGGAAAGAAAAAGAAGCACCACCUUUUAAACAAACAGAAGAAAGUUGUUGCUGAUAUACUUCUUGGGAACAAGGCUUACAAAGAUAGAAAACCAUUUAGUAGUAAAAAGAAAAUUUAUGGUAAGGGAUACCAUAAUGUUAUGAGUGCUCAGAAAAGAAUUUUGAAAAAAGCCAAGAAACAAAAAAAGUAGACUUUACAAAAGUUUUAAGGGAUAAGAAAUUUAUUUAUUCUUGUAAGCCAUUGAUGGCAUGAAGAAUUGUCAGCAGUGUGGUCAUCUUAUUUUCUUUUACCUCAAUAACUGAGAAUAGUCGGUAUCCAUUCAACCUGCUGGAAUCAUUCCAAGAUGUGGAAUGCACAAUCUUGCAAGGUGGGCUUCCUGGAAUAGUGUGUUCAUUUGAAAUAAGGGUCAGAACCAGCAUUUGGCUUAUUACAGUUUUUCUCAAUCAUAUCCUGCCCCACCCCUUAUUUUUAUUGCAUGAAUUUACAGACAUAAGCUUUUUUCACAGAAAUGCAGAAUUCGAUGUUUUUUAAUUCAAUACAAAAGUCAUAUGGUUCCUGAGAUUUGUUUUGUCCGAGAUUCAAUAAAUGUUCAGAGGUUUAUGUCUGAAUUUACUUGUACUGGAACACUACUGUCAUAUCUGAAAAUGGUGUUACCAUCUUCCCCAGGCUUUGAGUAAUCAGUGAUGCUUACAUACAGGUCUGGUUUGAAAACAGAUAUUGAUCAGAUAAUUUCAACUUUUGUCAAGGGGGUUGAACUGCCAAGAAGGGAGUGCAUCGAGUUGAUUGAUAUUCCUGACAUUUUGAUUCUUUUGUAAUUGUCUGCAUUACCAAUUGGCCUUGUGGUCAGCGUCCACCUCUGGAGCAGGAGGACGCGGGUUCAACCCCAUCCUUGAUAGAUGGUACCUGCUGUCUCCCUUGCUGCACAUUUCAGACAAAGACAGCCAUGGUAUUUGUAACUUGCAGGGAUUAUUUAUUAAAAGAGAAAUUAUCAGAAUUUUCCAUUUUUUCAACAUAUACUUUGUUCUUGGGAGUUCAACCACUUCAAUUGUAGUUCUUGCAGUUCCUAACUGUAGCAGUCCUUUUCAUUGUUGCAGUCUUUUUUUCUGUGACUUGAUGUUUUUUACAGAAACAUCUCCUUUUAAAGUGGUUUUACCUAUAUUCAUCCUGAGCCUGAUACUGGUUCUUGCCUGGACAUUGUCAGUUUAAGCUGGCUGGCAUUAAUAGUAUCCAGUGAAAGAGAAUUGUAAUUUAAAAAAAAAUUAUCUCAUAGCUUUAAGUCAAAACUGUCAGAAAGAAGUGUAGAGUUUCACACUUAAGGAACAUAUUUUAUGAGAUAGUUACAAAGACGAAUCUUGCGAUAUAUAACACAAUAAUUCUAAGAAACAAGAGAAAUAAAGCAUAACAUUAUAAACAAA
Molecule: messenger RNA, 2918 nt
Organism: Lingula anatina
Lineage: Eukaryota; Metazoa; Brachiopoda; Lingulata; Lingulida; Lingulidae
Product: RNA-binding protein 34
Molecular function (GO): RNA binding
Source: RefSeq, a predicted model, not a curated record